Molecule: messenger RNA, 1075 nt
Organism: Trichomycterus rosablanca
Lineage: Eukaryota; Metazoa; Chordata; Actinopteri; Siluriformes; Trichomycteridae
Gene: myoz2b
Product: myozenin 2b
Exons: 6
Coding region: 46-822 (258 amino acids)
Cellular component (GO): Z disc; actin cytoskeleton
Molecular function (GO): FATZ binding; actin binding; telethonin binding
Source: RefSeq, a predicted model, not a curated record
CAGGGUGACCUCCGGACGUCCAGCAUCUCUCCCAGUAAAGGCACCAUGUCACGAUUCAGCACUCUUUCGGCCCAGGAGAGGAAGAUGCAAGCGGCGGCCAUUUGCCGUGAAAUCCAAGGCAGUACCAAUGGGACAGGUGACACCAUGGACCUCGGCAAGAAGCUCUCGGUGCCUAAAGACAUCAUGCUGGAGGAGCUCUCUCUGCUUUCAAACCGGGGUUCACGACUCUUCAAGAUGCGCCAGCGCAGAUCGGAAAAAUACACCUUCGAAAGUAUCCAGAACGAAGCCAAUAUCAUUUACAACAAUGAAGAUCAAAUUAACGCUGAAAACGCAGAAAACAAAACUGCAUCCAAAACACCCCCCAACACCCCUGAUCCCAGAAACCCGGCCAACCCUGAUGAGAUCGCACCAGGUUACGGAGGCCCAUUGAAGGAUGUUCCUCCAGAGAGGUUCAACGCUACAGCACUUCCCAAAUCUUAUCACUCUCCCUGGGAGGAGGCCAUCAUCAACGACCCAACUCUGGCUGAUACCAUCAAUCUGAAGAUGCCCACUUUCGUGCCCAAAUCUGAUCUGCCUGAUUACAAGAGCUUCAACAGGGUGGCCACACCAUAUGGAGGGUUUGACAAAGCUCCUCGAGGGAUCUCCUUCAAAGUUCCAGAGAUCGACCUAAACCCCCCGAGGUACCCGGAGCUGCAGGACUCCACGUCCAAGCGACCCACCUUCAACCGUACUGCCCAGGGCUGGAUCUCCGAAGGCGUUCCCCUCAUUCUGCCCACAAUCCCUGUGGAACCACUGGACAUCCCGGAGUCUGAUGACCUGUAAACACAAAAAACACAAAAAAAUCCGCCUCCAACUCCAGAUGUUGCUCCAAAACGUGUUUCCUAAUGUCGAGGUCAAUCUGAUCAGAACAGAAACUGGUGUAAGAUUAGCACCAAAUUAAAAGUUACAGGCUCGUUGGUCAAUCACAAAUGGACUAGAAAUUUUAUUUAGCAUUAAUGUAGCAUUAAUAAUUUAGAUAGAAUAGAAUUUAGCAGAAUAUAUGACAGUGGAAACAGAAGAUAUAGAAAUAAUACUU